AUGGAUGCGGAAAAGCCAUCAACAAGCGUUGCUUCUGCCGCAGCGCAGGAUCAAAACGUACUUCUGGACUCCCCCCAACACGGACCCACUUUGUCGAGUGCUUCUAGUUUCGAGGCUUUGACUCGACACGAUCCAAAUCUCAGUCGCCUGGCCACAAAAAUGUUUCAGAAAACGGAGGACUAUAUUACCCAUGAACUGAACGCUCCUCUAGAAGAUUACAAGCUGUUGGAGGAGAUGAACAAGGCAACAAUAGCCAAGUACAAGGACAUGCGACAAAUUGCUGAGAAUCUAAACGUCUCCACGAGCGAACUGAGCCUCAAAUUCCAGCAGUUAGCUCCACUAAUGCAACAGAUCGACGAGAUAUCCGACACGGUGGACAAACUGGAGGCAGCGGCCUACAAACUGGAUGCCUAUAGCAUAGCUCUGGAAAAUCGGGUCAAGUGCGUGCUUCAAAGGAAGUCCGGUGGCCAAGCUGCCCAGUAAACUUUAAGACUAGUUGCUUAAAAAGGCUUUAUGGUACAUUUAUUUCACUAGAUUAUCGAUUAACCAAGUAAUAACUUAAAUAUAAUCGCAAUUAUGUUAAGGAAUAUCAGGGGAACUGCAAUAUAAAAGAUUUUUAAUACAUGAUUCCUUCUAGAAUGUAAA
This is a messenger RNA of Drosophila ananassae, 645 nucleotides long. RefSeq names its product biogenesis of lysosome-related organelles complex 1 subunit 2 (gene Blos2). The record is from RefSeq and is a predicted model, not a curated record. NCBI's taxonomy places the organism in Eukaryota, Metazoa, Arthropoda, Insecta, Diptera, Drosophilidae. Gene Ontology annotation, molecular function: gamma-tubulin binding. The coding region runs from base 1 to 483 and encodes 160 amino acids. The transcript has a single exon. Gene Ontology annotation, cellular component: BORC complex; BLOC-1 complex; gamma-tubulin complex. Gene Ontology annotation, biological process: endosomal transport; lysosome localization.